GAUAGAAUGAUAGCAGAGGCACAUUGCUUUGAAAAGUUUGUAAAGACUGCACCAGAUGACAACUCAAUAGUCUAUGGUGAGCAUCUCUCAAAGCUUGAAUCAGUUGACAAUGAAUCACAACUACCUUAUGACUUACAACUAGAGAAAGGAUUCUUUACAGAUUUGAAAGUGUCGACUGAGGAGCACAAGACUACUACUCAUCACUCGGCGAUGAAGUCACCAUCGGCAGAGGCACCAGCAUACAUUCAACAUAUAUUCGCUCUAGAGCGUCUGACAGAGGGUGUUACACAAUGGAUAGAUCAUGCGAUAAAUAAGGCAUUGGGAAAUGAUAUUCAUAAUCAACAUCAUCAUCAUGCUAGUUCAUCAUCGGGUAACACUGCUGUCAAGGCAUUCGCAUGGCAUCCACAACAACAAAUAAUGGCCGUGUGCAAUUCCAAUGACAUUGUGUUGAUCUACAACUUCCAGCAACAUGGACGUGCCAUGAUGCUAUCUGCGCCACCACUCUCACUCUGGAUGGAGUUCCAAGUUGGUGUCACUGACCUCCAAUGGAAGCCAAACGCGCCCUACACCCUCGCCAUCGCGACCAAGAAUGGAGUUGUAAUAUGGGAGAUUGACUUUAAUGAUAUAAGGAGCGUUCCAAGCAAUGCAUCAAAGAGUAAUACUAAUGCGAUCGUGUUGACAUAUCCUUAUUUUGCACCGACGACCUUGUCUUGGUCAUCGAAUGGACUGCAGUUGGCAUCUGGUUCACCAGGCAUACACUCGGUAAUCGUUUGGGAUGUGGCAUCACGUGUUCCAACAUCAAUCGCAAGACAUGGUGGCAAUGCACACAUAUCAUUCUCUCCACACGAUCAGUUCCUCCUCUCUGCCAGUCAUCACAACAUACGUAUCUUUGACACUUCCAAGUGGGACUAUAACAACAAACAAUGGAACUUUACAUCACAUCAUGUUGGAGGACAUAUUAGAUCAAUUGCUAUCAGUCCUGAUGGAAAUAGAUUGGCUGUUAUAUUCUUGAAGAAUAGAAGUACAACCAAUAAUGAUACAUUGAUUGCGUUAUAUAGAUUGAAGACAACACCCAACCUAUCGAUCACUCCUCGAGGCUUCCUCAAGAAACGAAACCACCCAGUUCAAUCAAUAUCCUUUGUUCCAAACUAUACCAAAGGUUCACUUCUAAGUGCUGUAUAUAAUGAUGGAGUAAUCACAUAUUUCCCAUUGUUAUACAAUACCAAG
Acytostelium subglobosum LB1 is the source of this 1227-nucleotide messenger RNA. RefSeq lists its product as hypothetical. Gene Ontology annotation, biological process: nucleocytoplasmic transport. Lineage: Eukaryota; Evosea; Eumycetozoa; Acytosteliales; Acytosteliaceae. The transcript has 5 exons. Gene Ontology annotation, cellular component: nuclear pore. The annotation marks the transcript as partial. Gene Ontology annotation, molecular function: protein binding. The record is from RefSeq and is a predicted model, not a curated record.